Messenger RNA from Scleropages formosus (Asian bonytongue), 2988 nucleotides. RefSeq names its product class E basic helix-loop-helix protein 40-like. The transcript is spliced from 5 exons. Gene Ontology annotation, biological process: regulation of DNA-templated transcription. The coding region runs from base 428 to 1630 and encodes 400 amino acids. NCBI's taxonomy places the organism in Eukaryota, Metazoa, Chordata, Actinopteri, Osteoglossiformes, Osteoglossidae. Gene Ontology annotation, molecular function: protein dimerization activity; DNA binding. The record is from RefSeq and is a predicted model, not a curated record.
CCCACACGUGAGACUCAUGUGACGGAGGCGCGUCGGCCCUGGAGGGGAGUCACACGGCGUGUCGAACACGUAGUCAGUCCACCCACACGGCGGCAUUUAACAGAGAGCAGAGGCGGGACGGCCGCUCACUGCGCCUGGGUGUCGAGGCUCGAAGCACCUCGCUUUAGCAUAAUCACAAGGAUAACUGCCGUAUUACUAAAAAUUACGAACGUGAUGCAAAGAGAAAGCAAAAUUCGCACUUGUUAAAAAGCCGUAUUCACCGCACAUUGAAUUGAUUUAAUAAUACGGUACAUUUUUAGGAAGACGAAGCUGAGCUCUCGCACGCCACGGCCCGGGGGCACUUGCUCGGCACGCACGGUCUCGCACUUUCGACUUUGGAGUGUAUGAAGAGCGGGUGAGCGCGUGGGGACAGUUUGCGCGGAAGAACAUGGAGAGGAUCACGAGCGCGCAGCCGCCUCCUUGUAUGGAGAUGUCGGACGUGCAGCGGAUGGAGUUCCCUCUGUACAUGUACAAAUCCAGGAGGGGGAUGAAGCGCAGUGAGGACAGCAAGCUGCCACAUCGACUCAUCGAGAAGAAGAGGCGUGACAGGAUAAACGAGUGUAUUGCUCAGCUGAAGGAUUUAUUACCGGAGCACCUUAAACUUACAACCCUGGGACAUCUGGAGAAAGCUGUGGUUCUGGAGCUCACUCUGAAGCACGUGAAAGCCCUGACAAGUCUUCUGGAACAACAGCAGCAGAAAAUCGUGGCUUUGCAGAACGGCCUGCAAAUUGGUGAGCUGCCCAGCCCCAGCUCGGAGAGCAACGAGGAGAUGUUCCGUGCUGGCUUCCACCUGUGUGCCAAGGAGGUCCUUCAGUUUCUGUCCAACCAGGAGGGUGGCGAGGAGGUAACACCUUCUCACGUGGUCAGUCACCUGCAAAAGGUUGCGUCAGAGGUGCUGCAGGGUACCCCCAGCCCUCGCACAGAGGAGCCUGUCCACAAAGGCAUGGAGCACAAAGAGAAGUUGGCUGGGCAGCAGCCCAAGGGCUCCGAGGGCCACGGGAGGAACUGUGUGCCUGUCAUCCAGAGGACUUACACCCAGGGCGGAGGUGGCGAGCAGAGCGGCAGCGACACAGACACUGACAGCGGCUAUGGGGGCGAGCUGGAGAAAACAGACUGUAAAACGGAGCAGGCCGGCUACUAUGAAAAAGAGUGCCAGCUGCGCUAUGCGCUGGCCGAGCGGAUGGCGGGCGCCAUCAAGCAGGAGACGGAUGAACCGCAGGCCAAGCGGCUGAGGGCAGAGUCUUCCGAGGACGAGUCGCUCUUGGGCGGGGAGGCAAUUGGCAUCCAUGGCAGCUAUGUGGGCUUGUCCCCACAUCAGCCUCCACUUUGCAUGCCCUUCUACCUCAUCCCUCCCUCUGCUGCAGCCUAUUUGCCCAUGCUGGAGAAGUGCUGGUACCCCGGAGCCAUGCCGGUCCUUUACCCCGGCCUCAGCACGUCAGGGGUGAGCAUUUCCCCAGAGAAGCUACCCCAGUCAUUCGUGAUUUCCUCGAGGGUGGGCUCCCCAGGGGUCCCCCAAACCACCAUGGACUCCCCAGCUUUGCUUCAGGCACUGAAGCAGGUACCCCCCUUGAACAUGGAAACCAAAGACUAAGGAUGUCGUGGAGCUCUUCCUUUGCGUGCACGACAGCCUGCUGUAAGACUACUGGCGCUAGGAGGACAGCAGCAGCAGGUCAGACGCCACAUCCUUUCUGAGUAGCAGGAAUAUGCCCCCCACCCCCCAAGAGCCUUGCUUUCCCACGAUGAGUGCACAGCCUCACCUCAGUCGGUGGGUUCACAGUCCUCUUCUCCCAGCCAUAAGAGAGCAAAAUGGGAUUUUGGGGAACUAGUCGGCCCGGGAGAAGCUGGGGGGCGCUUCAGAGUAGCACCACUGAGACACUGUAAAGGAGGGUAUGAGAGCGGGACAUGGCGGGGGGGGGGGGGAGAAAAGACUGAAAGGCCAAAAAGCAACUUUAUUUGCGAACAGGGAAAUGUCCUGUGCUCUUAAAGUGUUGAAUGUUCAUGGUAAGUCCUGAAUGUGAUGGCUACCCCCGGAAUGAUCAGGACCUGUCCUUUGCACACAUUUACACACUUGGUUGAAUGUAAAAUGAAAAUCCUGUAGAUGCUGCUUUCAAACUGUCCACACGCUGUAGUUCAGCCCCCUUUGGCUCUGUAGCUGCUGAAAGGGAAACGGUUGGCGCUUUUCACUUUCACAACAGACAUUUGCAAUGACCAUCUAAUGAUGCUGACCAGAGCCUGCAUUACUAAACAAGUCUCCAUGUUUCACCACACCCUUCAGCCAACCCGGAAAGCCACUCCCUUAGUCUCAUGAAGGCGGGUUUAAAGGUUGAAACUUUUCUACAAACCCCAUCUGUGCCAUUCUCGCAAAUAUUGCAGUGGGUGUGAACAUUUUAACUUUGCGUGUGGGAUCCAGUAACACGUGGGGCUACAGCUCAACCACGAUCGUUCCGUUCAUGACAUCAGAAGGGGUCCUCUUGUAAUUACUUUAAUACUUCUUGUAUAUCUCUAUUUUUGAUACAUCAUAAAGAUUCUGUAUUACCCAUUUUGACUGCAAGUUUUGACCGCCUUUCUAUGAGCAAAAAAAAAAAAAGAAGAAAGAAAGAAAAACAAACAUGUACAUAGCUUUCUGCUAAAUGUGAUCUGUGUAAUUCUCUGCAUACAUUUCUGGUCAAGUUCAGCCUGUUUUUUGUUCAUGCUGUUGCCUUUACUUGUGAAAGUUGAUAAGUGGGACGUGAACUUUAUUAAAUGUAUUUGUAUGAAUACUGGAGUAAAAAUUCUAGAAAGAAAAGUGAAUGUAAUGUUUUAAACCGAAGAAUAGUUUUGUAUAGGAAGAGGUACUUAAGAUUAUAUAUUUUGGGACCUACAAGAAGGUUGUUUGAUGUACAUAUUUUGUCUAUAAAUGCUGAUAUACAUUAUAUAAGCAUAUUAAUAAAGUAUUUUUUGUGCAAAGUU